This is a messenger RNA of Talaromyces rugulosus, 1467 nucleotides long. RefSeq lists its product as uncharacterized. The transcript has 6 exons. The record is from RefSeq and is a predicted model, not a curated record. NCBI's taxonomy places the organism in Eukaryota, Fungi, Ascomycota, Eurotiomycetes, Eurotiales, Trichocomaceae. The annotation marks the transcript as partial.
UGCUAUAGCAUUGGAACUAUGCAGAUCGCGCCUCGGUUCGUCAAUAGCUUUGAUCUCAACGAUAUUAAGACUUCUUCCAAACAACCAUCGGUGCGAUCACAUGUAGCUCGAUAUCAGUGGAAGACACACAAACGGGCGGCCCAAAAGAAGGGGGCUCGAGAACAAUUUCUGCCAUAUCGAGUCGAACUUUCUAUGGGCUUUCAAAGUGGUGGAGCCGGAAAUGCUUCUCUAGAAACGGAAAUCCGAAUACCGCGACUACUUGGCGGCUGUCGAGUUGAUCCCUUUCGUUCAUAUCCUGUGUGGAAGCCGUAUCUCCCACUUGUUAUUGAUCACUUGAGUAUGGCAGUGGACAUUCCAGAGAUCGACGGGCCUUUCAACCGCGGUCUGCUCCGCACACGAUGGUUCUCAUUAGCUAUAUCUAGCAAUGCACUGUUUUUAGUGAUAUUAUUGCUUUCUACCUCUCACUACGCGGCUUCUCACAAACACGACAAGUUGAAAGUCGAUCUCUUCCAGCUACGCUAUGAGGCUGUGUGGUCCAUUAACCAGGCACUCGAGACUAGUCAUCAGACAGUGGAUGACACCUUGAUUGGCGCCGUCGCCAAAAUGGCUAGCUACGAGGCUAUGUUCGGCACGCUUGACACAUACGAUAUGCAUAUGCAAGGGUUAUCUCGGAUGAUCGAGCUACGUGGAGGACUAUGCUCUUUGGGCCUAAAUGGCCUUUUACAGCGGAUUGUGGCUCUCAUCACUGGAGGUGCAAAGAACUUAGGCGCCGACAUUGCUCGAGAACUGGCUGGUCUGGGCGCCAACCUUGCCCUUCACUACAAUUCAGACAGCACCAAGCCGGAUGCUGUGAAUCUUGAGAACGAACUAAAACAGAAAUUCCCGUCAAUCAAUGUUAUCUUCUACCAAGGUGAUCUGACCACAGCCAGUGCUGUCGGCAAGCUUUUCCAGGACGUCGUGGGUGAUUUCCGGAAGGUCGAUAUUGUCGUCAAUACCAUUGGAAAGGUGCUCAAAAAACCUAUAACGGAAAUCAGCGAGGCGGAAUACGACUCAAUGUUUGCGAUUAAUUCCAAAGCUGCCUUUUUCAUUCUCAAGGAGGCAGCGGCUCACGUUACCGAUGGAGGUAAAAUAAUUACCAUCGUGACAGCCCUUUUAGCAGCCUUCACUGGCUUCUACACGUCUUAUGCUGGCAGCAAGGCUCCAGUCGAGCACUUUACAAAGGGCGUGAGCAAAGAACUCCAACAGCGUAGCAUCAGUGUUAACGCUGUUGCACCUGGGCCAAUGGAUACACCAUUUUUCUAUCCUCAGGAAUCUCCCGAGGCUGUUGCUUUUCAUAAGUCUAAUGGAAUGGGAAAUAGGCUUACCAAGACUACUGAUAUUGCACCGUUAGUCCGCUUCCUAUGCACGGAAGGGGCGUGGAUUACUGGGCAAACUAUCUUUGCCAAUGGCGGAUAUACAUCUCGUUAA